GGCGCACUGCAUAAAUGGUUGUUUUGCAUGGCAGAGGUUACUGGGUUAAAUCCCAGUCAGGGUUGAUAUAGCAUGGUGACAUUUUUUAUUUUGCACUUAAAAUACAUCAUUAAACUAUUUAUUUGCCACAAAGCUGUUCAAGUACAAAAUUGCAUUAAAUCAAAUUCAAGUUUAAUUAAAAAAGUGUACAAAUAUUUUCACAUAAAAAAAAAAAAAAGGGUGUAAUGGGGAGUGACAAGGGCCUCCAAAAAAAAUCUGCAUAGGACCAUAAUUUGGUCUGCGGUGUUCCUGUUCCCAUCACACAAAAUAUUUGGAUAAUUGGCACCACAGCAGUCGGCCAAGUUACUUUGCUUCUUGAGUGCAGGUAUUACGGUAAGUAAUAGGUUUGGGCGAUACUGGGGAUUUUGGUAUCAAUCCGAUACCAAGUAAAUGAAGAGUCACUGUAUAGCCAGUACGUGAAAUGUCAAUCGUUGAAUAAUUUGUGAAUUUGUCUCUAGUUGAUUAAUACUAUGAUACAACAGGAAUAAAUGUAUAACCAAAUGCUACUAUCUAAAACAAUGUACUGGUAUAAAAUGCAUUGGUAAUACACUCAAUUAUACAACUGUCAAGAGUAAAAGGUAAAUGGUGCAAACUUAGAAUGCUGAUUGAUUGAGACUUUUAUUAGUAGGUUGCACAGUGAAAUACAUAUUCCGUACAAUUGACCACUAAAUGGUAACACCCGAAUAAGUUUUUCAACUUGUUUAAGUCGGGGUCCACUUAAAUUGAUUAAUGCAACAACAUAAACAUCCCAUCACGAUAGUAUCAAUCCGAUAUCAAUAUCCAUGCCUAGAUCGAUACGCCCCUCAAUAGAAAUUAGAUCGUGAGGAUCCGUUCCUUUCAAAGAUUCGUUCAAAAGAUCGUCUCGUUAUUAUAGGUUAGUUUGAUAAAGGAAACAAACACCGGUAGCAGUUAAAAGACAAAAUGUAGAACAGAAUAAAAAAAUAUGAAAUAUUGACCAUGUUUUUAUUAUUGUCGGACUCUGACUUGUCUUAUAGUCCAGGCGCCAGUCGGGUGACAAACUCAUGCAACAUGGGCAUUUGAUUAUAAAAGUGGCCUCCGAACGUAUGUGCAAAUCGGCUCUCCACUGUCACUUAAAUAGCUGGUCAAAAAAAUCGUUUCGUUCGCGAACGUCACAUCUGAAGCGGCUAGCGCCUCGCAGUGAAACAAAGACGGUAGGUCCAUGGCGAUAUUUGACAAUCUUCUGCAAAACACAUGUUCUUUUUCUCAAGUUUCUAACAAGUCGUCGAGUGCUAAAUAAACAUUUGACUGCUAGUAGACAGUCAACAAGCUAGGCUAGGCCGCUAGCUUCAGUUUAGCAAUGUAGGCUACGUCAGCUAGCUCGGAAGCAAGCACGCAUCCCAAACAGCAGCCGUCCUCUCACUUUUGGCUUUGGUUCUUGUGGAAUGCAUCUGUCCAAGAAAUGUUCCGCCUUCAGAGUGGUGCUGAGUGCUCUCCUGUUGGUGGCGCUGCUGCAGCUCCUCUACUUGUCCUUCUUGUCCAAGUUCCACGGCAAACAGCAGCGAUACCGCUACUCGGAACUCUUCGGAGGCUCCCGUCCGGAGAACGUGGAACACCCCGAGAGGAACUCACGCAAGGAACGUCUGAGGUACUCUCUCUCCACGGGGGGCAUAUUUGACAACAGUGGACAGUACCGAGUGUACAAGAACCUGAUUAAAAGCGAGCAGAACCCGGCCAACAACGUCCUGACUUUGGCGACCCACGCGAGUAUCAACAACCUUCACCACCUCGAAGCUCUUGUGGAGAGGUGGCAGAACCCACUCUCAGUGGCUAUCUUUGCUCACGGACAGGAUGUCAAGUUUGGCACGGCGCUGGUGUACGCGCUCAGCGUCCUGUGUCCUCAAGUCCAGGCCCUGGUGGACUUCCACCUGGUCUGCCUCUCAGGGGAGACGGCCAGCUUUCCCGAGCAGGAUCACCAGCACUUUGCAGGCCUGGACGACUGCGCCGCCGUCUUUUCCAGGCUAGACUCCCACAGGGACAAAUACAAGAACUACGUCAUCAGUGGAAACAUAUCCUACCCCAACAACCUUCUUCGGAACGUGGCCCGAGGAGGCGCAGAGUCGUCUUACAUCCUGGUGAUGGACAUGGACAUGAUGCCCAGCGCCGACCUGCACCGAGACUUCCUGGCCAUGGUGGAGAGGCGCGAGCCAGUCCCCAACCAGGUGUUUGUCUUACCUGCAUUCGAGAUCCGCCACGCCAGAAAGAUACCGGCCACCAAGGCCGAGCUGGUGCAGCUCUACCAGGUGGGCGAGGUGCGGCCGUUUUACGAGGAGCUGUGUACUCGCUGCCAAGCCCCUACCAACUACUCGCGGUGGGUCAACGGCCACGUUCGAGGCGGCGAUGCCCUGGAGGUGGCCUACACGCUCACCUGGACCGAUCCGUGGGAGCCCUUCUACAUCGGCCCGCGUGGCGUGCCGCUCUACGACGAGAGCUUCAAGCAGUACGGCUUCAACCGGAUCAGCCAGGCCUGCGAGCUUCAUGUGGCCGGAUACCGCUUCUCCGUUUUAAACUCGGCCUUCCUGGUCCACCGCGGCUUCAAGAUCCAGGGGGAAUUCCACGCCAAGAAGGACGAGGAGAACAAACGCAACCGGCUUUUAUUCCGCAGCUUCAAAGAGGCUCUGAAGAGCAAAUAUCCAUCGUCUAGCAGAAGAUGUUGAUAACACUCGUUUGGACUCCUGAAACCACAUUUCAGUCAACGACACUGGCGGCCACCAGAUGGCAGCAGGCGCCCUGAUGGUACUUGGGUGUUGCCAGUGCAUGUGAUGCGCUGCAACAGGGCCCAGUAAAUCAGAUGUCUUCAUGUUUGUCAGCCUGUCCACGUAGCAUCUGUAGUGCCUGAGCCUUUGUUGUCAUUUCUGCACAGUAUUUAUUGUAAAGUCAUACGGUUAUUUAUGCUACGUUGCACUGAGUUGUAUUUAUUUUGACUUUGUACUGUUUCUUAAUAAAGCUGCAGGAGGACAACGGCCAAAACAAACCAGCAUUUUUUUUAUAGAUGGACUUAACAUUUUUUAACAAAGUAUUUAUAACCGGAGUAAAAGUCCAUGACCCAUUUGGAGUAGCAGCAUUGCUCUAUUUAAAUUUAACAAGCUGAAUUGUAUUCCCCAACUGUCUGAAUCUGCUUAAAGUGUCCCAAGUGCAGACCCAAAGGCCAUUUUUUGCUUGCAGCUCAUUUUAAUUGGGCCUCAGCAUAUUUGGUAAAAUCCGAUCUUUUUAUGUAGUUGUUCACAUUACCUCAAAAUUGUACUCGAGUUUUGUGUAUAACCUUUAUAUCGACUAAUUUGUUCGAUCAAGCAAGUAAUCCGGAAAACCCCACUUAAUAGCCUCAACGUGCGUUUCAAAGAAAAUGGUAUAAAUAAAGAUUG
Nerophis lumbriciformis (worm pipefish) is the source of this 3419-nucleotide messenger RNA. RefSeq names its product beta-1,4-glucuronyltransferase 1 (gene b4gat1). The record is from RefSeq and is a predicted model, not a curated record. Gene Ontology annotation, biological process: protein O-linked glycosylation via mannose. Gene Ontology annotation, cellular component: Golgi apparatus. Gene Ontology annotation, molecular function: glucuronosyltransferase activity. Lineage: Eukaryota; Metazoa; Chordata; Actinopteri; Syngnathiformes; Syngnathidae.